Molecule: messenger RNA, 1359 nt
Organism: Galdieria sulphuraria
Lineage: Eukaryota; Rhodophyta; Bangiophyceae; Galdieriales; Galdieriaceae
Product: ABC transporter, ATP-binding protein isoform 1
Exons: 6
Coding region: 39-1334 (431 amino acids)
Molecular function (GO): ATP hydrolysis activity; ATP binding
Source: RefSeq, a predicted model, not a curated record
CAAAAUUUGUAUAUUCGAUUAAUGUUUGGCACCACGCGAUGAGUGGAAAGAACGCAAAUUGUAAAGGAAAGAAGAGAAAGCCUUCCUUAUUAGAGUAUUCAAAGUUACCUGAUUUUUUGGUUGGGCACGAUCAACAAAUUGUAAAACUUUACGAGAGGGUAUGCGGUUGGUUACUGGCACAAAGGCGAAUAGCUUCGAAUCUUCUUGAGUUGCCCGAAGAAAAGAAUCCAAGACGCUCGGUUGCGGUCCUCGUGGGUCCGUCAGGAGCAGGCAAAACUACACUUUUGCUAGCAGCUUUGAAGUCUUGUCAAUACAGUUGGAUAGAAUUCAACACGCACACUGAUUGGAACAAUUCGAGGGUGUUGCAAACUGUCAAAAAUGCGGAAGAGAACAAUUCUUUGGUGCGAGACACAAGUCAUGUAGCAUUUAUCUUUGAGGAACUUGAUAUUAUAUUGGAUAUGGAGCCUCUUUGUAGCGCAAAUUUUGCAACCCUUUCCUCCAAAUGCAAGUUUCCAAUACUAGUGACUUGUAAUAACUUCCGAAAGCUUCAUUCCAAAUUUUCGAAACUUUUUUCGUUCGAGAUAUUUGAUUUUACGUUGUUAUAUGAAAAAGACAAUUAUGAGAGAAAUCUUCUUCUCUAUAUUACAGGGAUAGGAGAUAGAAGACGUGUAGAAUAUACUACUCAAUUUUACAGCAGUAAAUCCAAUCAAGAUUUGGAACGAAUGAUGAUUUGUCAUUUAUCAGGGAUAUGGAAUGAGAAAUUAUUAUCUUGGUUAUCUAAUCUUUGUAGGGAUCAAUAUCAAGUUGAGGAAGCAGAAUGCUAUGAUGGACCUUUGUUUUCCUCCACUUUGGCUGUUGCUUGGUAUCGGUACACGUUUUACAAACUAACUGUUGAUGCACAACAACACAUGGGAAGUCGUUUUUCAUAUUUGAUGGAUAAUCUUGUGACAGCAAGUCAGACGUAUUGUACCUUUGGAAAUCUGAUCGGAGCUCAAGCACUCAAGUUGGUAAUAAAACCUUGGUUUGUUACUUUCCAAGGUUAUCUGAAAGAUGAAGAAGAUGACAGUCUGAUACAAGAGGUUGUCUCGGAUAGACGUCUUUUUUGUAGACGACGUUGGAUGGAAGAAAUGAAAUACAAAAUACCAAACUUGCUCAAUUGUUUGGCAUCAUCGCGAAUAGUGUUCACAGAGCUAUUGCCAAGUGCUUUAUCUAUUUUUGAUUCUGAGCGCAAGUAUAUCAAGAGGCAAUGCAAAUUUCGAAAAAGCUAUUUAGAACGUUGGGAAAUGGAUACCCUUGUUCCUUUACUUCAUUCUUUGAUAGAGGAACGGGAGUGAAUGAGAUUGAAAAUUCCCGUCUUGA